Molecule: messenger RNA, 1044 nt
Organism: Pelagomonas calceolata
Lineage: Eukaryota; Pelagophyceae; Pelagomonadales; Pelagomonadaceae
Source: the annotation of a GenBank genome assembly
AUGCUCUCCUGGCCCACUAUAGGCUUGAGACUGUGCCAAAAAGCGAUAUGUGCGCGAUGCGUGCUAGCGGCAUACCGACACUAGCAUUCUACAGCUGCAACCAGGCGCGUUUGCGAUACCUGCUGCAUAGAAACUUGCCAACGGAGCGCUGCGCAAGCCUUUGCUAGCAUACAUCGCCGCGCGAGCACAACAGCCACGCAGCGAUAGCACCACACAAAAAAAAUGGCGAGGCGAGCCGCGAGCUGCCUGCUCCUGUUAGCCGCCGCAACCGCGCGACGGCCGACGCCGAUCAAAUUGAACGCCCUGCGCGGCGGCGCCGACGACUUCGACGAGAGGGUCGGCGCCGCCUUCGUCGCCGCCGCGCAAGCGUCCGAGGCCGAAACGAGCAAGGCAUCCCAACAAAUCGACGAGGGCAAGGCCGUCGAGGGCCUCGGUGAUAUUCUGGGAAGCGCCUACGACAAGGCCCUGGCGGCCUUUGACGCCCAGGCCCCCGCCAAUUCCGGCGAGGACCGCGCGCGGCUCGAGGAGGCCAUUGAUUCUUCACUGGAGCUACUGUUCGUGAAGCAGCUCGCUCUCGUAAGGGCGAAGCUCCUGAAGGACGAUCUCGGGGAUGUCGAAAGAGUCGUAUCGACACUAGAUGAUGCCGCGGAAGCGGCCAGAAGACCAGGCGCCGACUGGGAGUCGUCGUCAGAAACCGCCGCCGCCGCAGCAAUCUCGAGGGAAGUCCGCAGCAGACAGGCAAAAGUUGCGGACGUCGCCGCCAAGGCCCAGAAGCAGCAGCAGGCCUACCUGCAGGUCUUUCAGCUCUACCAGGCGCAAAUCGCGCAACUUAAGCAGGCCGUCGGCGAGCAGCCCGCGACGCUGCAGAUGUCGUAUCGCGUCCCGGACACGGACUUGGCUCUUUCCGCGUCUAGGUCGGACGACCGCACAACUUUAUCGCUGACGUGCGUGCCCGACGACUCCGCGCCCUUGCUGGGGCCGCAGGGAUUUGUUAGGGGUGUCACGCCCUUGGACCUGGGGCUGACGCUGAACCUGAAUAUCUGA